ACCAGGGGGUGGAGUUGGGGAAAGUUCAGGCAUGUGACUCGGAGGCUGCUGCUGCUGCUCUUGCUGACAUUACAUCACUGCAACUCGCGCGGAGCGGCUCUCGCCAGCCCGAAGUCAACAGCGCGCCGUUGAGCUUCGCGCGCUCGGCGCUGUCUGAUCGCUCCCUCGCCCGCUUGCCGUGGGCCUUCCCGGGGGGCCGGAGCUCGCUGCCUGCUCCCGACCUGCCCCUCUUUCUCCCGAGAGGGGGAAUUCUGGUUGCCCUGUCGCCUCCCCUUCCGGGGCUGCCGGCGCGCCUGGAGCUGCUGUUGCUGACGCGGAUACGACAGCUGCAGAGCACUCCAAAUUUUGGAAAUUUGGGGCUGGCAACCCUAGAUACGCACGAACAAACUGCAACUGCUUGUGGAUCCACAAAGGGCCUUCUCCAUUUUGUGAGGAUAUUGUAACACUGGAUUCAAAUGUCUUAAGCUUCGCCUUAAUCAUGCUUUAGAGACAAGAAGGACAUGAGGAGCCCCACAAGAGCAACCAUCAUGGGUCCUACACAGCUCGUGGCACAGAAUCAUGGGAAGAAGGCAUGUGCUUUUGGCAUGGAGGAGAAAGGGUUUGCACUUUUCCAUGGCUCAGAGAUCCCACCUGAGCACAUAGAAACACCCCCUCUGAAACGGAAGAAGGGGCCAGCCCCCAAGAUGCUUGGCAACGAGGUGUGCAGAGUGUGUGGUGACAAGGCCUCAGGCUUCCACUACAAUGUCCUCAGCUGCGAGGGCUGCAAGGGCUUUUUCCGACGCAGCGUCAUCAAGGGUGCCCAGUAUGUUUGCAAGAAUGGCGGCAGGUGUGAGAUGGACAUGUACAUGCGGCGAAAGUGUCAGGAGUGCCGGUUACGCAAAUGCCACGAGGCAGGCAUGCGAGAGCAAUGUGUUCUCUCUGAAGAACAAAUCCAGCUGAAGAAGUUGAAGAAGCAGGAGGACGAUCAGUCUCGGAUGGUAGUUGUGCGCCAGAGCUCAUUAUCCCCCCCAAAUACCCCUCCUAAAAUGACACCGGAGCAGCUUGACAUGAUAGAAAAGCUUGUGGCAGCUCAACAGCAGUGUAAUCGGCGCUCCUUCACAGACAGGCUCAAAGUGACGCCGUGGCCUCAGAUUUCAGAUCCUCUUCACCGCGAAGCACGACAGCAGCGUUUUGCUCAUUUUACAGAACUGGCAAUCAUUUCUGUACAGGAGAUUGUGGACUUUGCAAAGCAGUUGCCGGGUUUCCUGGAGCUCACCAGGGAAGAUCAGAUUGCUCUUCUGAAACUUUCUACAUUUAAGGUGAUGCUGUUGGAGACAUCUCGGCGCUACAAUCCAGAAACAGAAUGCAUCACUUUUCUGAAGGACUUGAGUUAUAAUCGGGAUGACUUUGCCAAAGCUGGCCUUCAGUUUGAGUUCAUCAACCCCAUCUUUGGAUUUUCAAAGGGAAUGAAUGAACUGCAACUCAAUGAUGCUGAAUAUGCACUUUUAAUUGCUAUCAGCAUUUUUUCUGCAGACCGGCCAAAUGUUCAAGACCAGACCCUGGUGGAAAGGUUGCAGCAUACCUAUGUAGAAGCCCUUCAUUCUUACAUUUGCAUCCACAGACCAAACGAUCAUCUAAUGUUCCCACGGAUGUUAAUGAAACUGGUCAGUCUUCGGACUCUAAGUAGCGUCCAUUCUGAACAGGUGUUUGCUCUUCGGCUGCAGGACAAGAAGCUGCCACCCCUUCUUUCAGAGAUUUGGGAUGUCAAUGAAUGACCACACUGUCCCCGUGCACCAGCUAGCUGAAGCAACCCCAUCCUUGACUGUUGCUAACCAGAAGCUGUCCUCCCCUCUCCAAAACACUGGAGCUCAGUGCAGAGGGCUAUGGUCUUGUGGUUUCUUUGUUCUGAAACAAUGCAGAAGGCAAUUGAGAUGGACCAGUUAAUGCUUGAGUCUUUGAUUUUAAUGCCUUCCAGAAAUGGAACAACUGAAACACUUCAAUGUAGUAGAGAUGACGAACCCACCCUAAUAAUUUCUCCAGUGGCUCUCCUCCUUCAGGCACUUAUCCUGUGUUUAAUUUCAAGGACCUGUCAUACACCCCCCACCCCCCCUCAGGGUUUCAGAGGCACGUCCCCAUUAUGUAUCCAGUUUGUUUAGUUUACUGAGAGUUGUCUGGACUGAAUAUUCUAAAUACAUUUUCUCAUUCAUAGAUGUUUCUGGCAAUCUCGAGUAGUUUUUGGUUCUUGACAGAUUCCCCCCCCCUCAGAAACUUGUAACCAUAAUGCAAUUUUGUUGACUUUUUCAAAGGGGCUCUGAAGGUUGGAAGGGUAGCUGUAUCAUAAGAAAACUCAGUGAUAUUUCCUUUCCCAACUCCUAUCCCCACCCCUCAAAUACCACCACUGGUAUUUUAGGGCCAUUCAUGUGUAUAUCAAAAAUGCACAGGGAGCCAUGCCCAGUAACCAAUCCCUGCUAUGCAGCUGCUUCUAAUGUGAAGGUGUACAUCACAUGUACACACAACAUGCAUUUGUGCAGCCCCAUCCUGUAUACGGAUACUAAAAAGUAAGUCCUGCUGAGUUCAGCGUGGCUUGCAUUCAGUUGAUUACACAUAGGACUGCAGUCUCAAUGAGCAAUCUGUGAAGUGGCCCUUAUAAAGUUUGUGAACUUGCAGAUUAGCAUAGCUUCAACAUGGGACACAUCUUACCUGUAGAAUCUGCACUGAGCAGCAUGCUUGCUUUAUAACUAUCAACCCUCUUGCCCACAGUCAGACAUGGUCUUGGCAUAGUGGAGAUCAAUGCUGUUCCUUGCCAUACAGUUUCUGUGUAGAUACCAUUUGUUGCACCUGUAUUCCUUUUGGGUUUCAUAAACAUGAAAACAUGACAAAUGAUUUCGUAGAAGGUUGUGUCUAUAUGAACAUGUCUAGUUCAUUAUUUUUUGGCUUGUGGGGAAUGCAUAUUGUGCCAGGUGGAUCAGAGGAACAUUCCAAGGACAGAAAUCCAAGAGAUUUGUGUGGUUAGCUCAGGAUGCCAGCUGUAUGUUCUGUCAUGUAUUGUACUACUCCUUCAGUCAUGUGGACAGGAAAGAUCUGCGUGGGAAGGUGUCUCUAUGCCUGGACUCCAGGGAUCAAGAAUGUUCCCUGUCCUUGUAUUUUGAGAUAUCUGUAUGAGCUUACAGUGGGUGUGUAUGUAUGUUGUAAUAGUAUCAAACAUUACUUGGGUAUCUGUGUAAUGUGGGUACUGAUGUCUAUUUUAGUAAGAGAAGAGACACUUUGAAACAGGCAAUUUGGAACAGAAUUGGUGGUGCUUAACCCUUAUCCUUCCCACUGAUUUUCAGCUGCAACUCCCCUCCCUACCAGCCAUUUCCUCUAUAGAGUUCCAGACAUAAUGUUUAUAAGGGUAAAAUAUGUCUCUGGACCCCAUGUGGAAAGAAAAGCAACUGGAGAACUGUUGCAGCAAAAAAUGGCAGCUAUGCAAAGAGUUAAGAACUUUCUCCCCUCCAACCUGGUUCUUCACUCCAAAUUUGUCUUACAAAACAAUCUUUUCCUCUGCUGCCCUAUCUUCAGAAAGAAAAAUAUCAGUUUGCAUGUGUGAUCCAAGUUUACGCUGAGAAAAGCAAGGGGCCUAAAUCUAUUUUGAGGUGUAUGUUUAUAAUCCUUCCUUCUCGUCUUUGAACAUGUCAAGCUUUUAUCUACCAUUAUAAAUAUGGUAGUUGAAUGUUUUCAGCCUGGUCCUAUGCAGAGUUAGGCACACCCAAUCAAUGUGCUUAAGCAUACCUAAGUUUGCAUAGAGGAUUAACUUACUUGAAGAAAAACACCCAUCCUUCUGUUUGCUAGAAGAAACAAAUUGAUACCGGUAAUUAAAUCUGCGAUUCCCUGGCAUUGCAGUAGUAUGUGCUUCCUUUGUUGGGAUUUAAAUUGCUUGCCCUGCAACCAUCCUAAGAGCCUGGGCCCAUGAACCAAUGUGAUUGUUGACUGUAGCAAGUGCCAUGCCUACGGUGUCGGCCUUGUGUCUGUUUUGCACUUGAGGUUGGUCUCUUUCCACUGGCCUUCACUCACUCUAUAAAGCACUUGUAACAAUUUGAAAAAUCUGUUUUUUAUAUAUAUAACUUUGCUGUUGCAAUAUCCUUUACGUUUAAUUCUGUAUUUUUGACUGUUUGCAAAAUGCUAAUGUUUAUGCAAAAAAUUAAAACUAAUACAUAAUGUUCACUGUUA
Molecule: messenger RNA, 4185 nt
Organism: Podarcis muralis (Common wall lizard)
Lineage: Eukaryota; Metazoa; Chordata; Lepidosauria; Squamata; Lacertidae
Source: RefSeq, a predicted model, not a curated record